AUGUCUAGUAGUGGAGAGACUUUGUGUGGCGCCAUAUCGCCCACAACAUCGGUGGCUUCGGCUGUUAUACCUGGCUGCAGUAGUAGUACAGCAAACUAUUUAAGAUCUCUAGCCACCGAUGAGAAUACCUGCAAUACACUGCCACAUGUUACAAGUGCCAGUGCGGCCAGUGGCCAAUUGAAUGCCUCCACUACAGGCACAGGUUUAAGUAACAACUUACAAUUGAAUCGUAAUCUGGUAAUGUUACGCAAUCAUUUGCGCAAAAAUACUAAUAACAUAACAGCAGGUACAGCAACUGCUACAGCAGGAGUCGUAACACAAUCUUCAACAAUUGGCAGCGGUAGCAGUACAAACAUUACCACAGGCAGCAGUCGAGAGAUUACAAAGGAACAAUAGCCCAGUUCUAUCGAAAAAAUACUACAAUACUUGAACAUCAUCAACAUCAGUGUCAGCGUCAUAAGUACGUAUGUAUUAAAUUAACUUAUAAAUAAAAUCUAUAAAAAAUCCACAUAACAAUUUAUUUAUACGAUAUAUUGAAAUUAUAUUUAUAUAAUAAACUAACUAAUUUAAGUCUGAUUCUUUAUAUGAUAAAUUUAUUUUGUUUAUGUUUAAUUUAAAUUAAGUUUAUCUUGAUUUUUCCAAUAUUUAAUCCUUAAGCUUAAAACAAAAUGCCACAAAAAAAUAAUUUCUAUAACAUAAAAAGGGUGUAAUACUACACUUAACAAAAUCUUAAGUUAAAGGUUUAAAAUGUAUUAUUUUUUGUUUAAUUUUUCUUAAAAAAGUUAUCUUUUUUGAUUGAAUUGUUUAUUUUUAAUAUUUACUUUUAUAUUUAAGAUAUUUUUGUAAGAUUUUUGUUUCUAUUCUCUUAAGACUUAAUUUCGAAUAUAAGUAAAACAAAAAAUGCUGUGAUUCUUUAAAUAGAAACAAAAAAUAAUAUUAAAAGAAAAAAAAAACAAUUUUGUAUAAUGUUUCGUCGUUCAGUUCAAAUGUACAGUGUAUAAAUAUAAAAUAAAUUUAAAUUAUAAAAACAAACAAAAAAAA
Lucilia cuprina (Australian sheep blowfly) is the source of this 1041-nucleotide messenger RNA. RefSeq lists its product as uncharacterized. Lineage: Eukaryota; Metazoa; Arthropoda; Insecta; Diptera; Calliphoridae. Bases 1 to 396 code for a protein of 131 amino acids. The transcript has a single exon. The record is from RefSeq and is a predicted model, not a curated record.